GGCUGGGCCGCGGGCGGGGGCGCUUUUCGCGAAGAGGGUUGUCUUUGCCUCACGCUGCGGAUGGAGACGGGUUAAAGACACAGGCCGCGGGGGUGGUGGGAAGGCACCAGCGCGCAUGCGCCGCGGAACUCCGUGAAGCGGUUGGGCGGGUUCGAAGAUUUGCGGCGGCGGUUUAGCAAGCGAGGACGGGGCGCGGCUGCCAGAUUCUUCACCUCCAUAAACAUGUCCAAGCAACAGCCUGCUGAAAAGUUUACAAAUCCAGAAACUCCUGGUUAUGUUGGAUUUGCAAACCUUCCAAACCAGGUUCAUCGGAAGUCUGUGAAAAAAGGCUUUGAGUUCACCCUUAUGGUGGUUGGUGAAUCUGGCUUGGGAAAAUCUACUCUAAUAAACAGCCUGUUCUUAACAGAUCUCUAUCCAGAAAGAAUAAUCCCAGGAGCAGCUGAGAAAAUUGAAAGGACUGUGCAGAUUGAAGCUUCAACAGUUGAAAUUGAGGAAAGGGGUGUAAAGCUCCGUCUAACUGUGGUAGAUACACCAGGAUAUGGUGAUGCCAUCAAUUGCCGAGAUUGUUUCAGGACCAUUAUAUCCUAUAUUGAUGAGCAGUUUGAGCGUUACCUUCAUGAUGAGAGUGGUUUGAACAGACGGCAUAUUGUAGACAAUAGAGUUCACUGCUGCUUCUAUUUCAUUUCACCAUUUGGUCAUGGACUUAAGCCCUUGGAUGUUGAGUUCAUGAAAGCCAUACACAACAAAGUGAAUAUUGUGCCUGUAAUUGCAAAAGCCGAUACUCUUACUCUGAAGGAGCGAGAAAGACUGAAGAAAAGAAUUCUGGAUGAAAUUGAAGAACAUAGUAUCAAGAUAUAUCACUUGCCUGAUGCUGAAUCAGAUGAGGAUGAGGACUUUAAAGAACAGACCAGGCUUCUGAAGACCAGCAUUCCAUUUUGUGUAGUGGGAUCCAAUCAGCUGAUUGAGGCCAAAGGCAAAAAGGUUAGAGGUCGCCUCUAUCCUUGGGGAGUUGUUGAAGUGGAGAAUCCAGAGCAUAAUGAUUUCUUGAAGCUAAGAACCAUGCUAAUCACUCACAUGCAGGACCUCCAGGAAGUUACUCAAGAUCUUCACUAUGAAAAUUUCCGUUCUGAAAGACUUAAAAAAGGUGGCAGGAAGGUUGAAGAUGAAGAAGUUAACAAAGACCAAAUCUUGCUGGAAAAGGAAGCUGAACUCCGUCGGAUGCAAGAGAUGAUUGCAAGAAUGCAAGCGCAGAUGCAGAUGCAGAGGCAUGGUGGAGAAGGAGACAGUGAUGGCAUCCAUGGGCACAAAGUUUAAAUUAUUUGAUACCUUCAUGAAUUGGAGCCAUUUGAGACUUGUGACACAGUGGUGUAUUUUGGGAGGAGAGAUGCUUAUCCUGCUGUGACUUGGGAGGUCCAUUCACAUUCAAUGUGCAACUGUAUUGUCAUUUCUGUAAUGCCUCAUUUGAAAACAACUUAAGACAUGGUCAAUAUUUUAAUGUUAUGGUGUAAUGUGAUAGUUUUUUUUUAAAAAAACUUUGGUUACUACUCUUUUACUAAGCUGAUUUUACUACACUGGCUACAAAGAUAUAUAUACUUCCUAGCUAAUAUUUUUCAUCUGACUAUGGAUUACUACCACUAUUUUGGGUUUGUUUUUUGCACUGAAGGAAUCAACUGAUCAUGAUAACAAUCCUGAGGUCCAAAGUCCGCAUAUGAGCUUUGAAUUUCCUCCACAGCCUUCCCUGAUACCCUAGUGUGGCUAAUGUGCACACAGUUUUAAGACUACUUUAAACCACCAUCCCCACAAGUAUCAUAUAGUUAUAAUGCUCACAUGAAGGAUCAGUGCUGGGAGCUUUUGCUGGAGAAGACUGUGACUAAAGCCUUGAGUGAACUUUUGGUCCUUGGGAUGCAGUUCUUUGCAUGUAGCUGUUCCAGUAACAAUGUAAGUGACAAAAUGGAAUUCUUCAGUGCCAUUUUUUCUUAUAUUUAGUAGCAUAUAGAACUCUGUGCCUGUAUCACUCCUGCACUGCCCUACCUUUCUAAGGUUUAUAGUCAUUUUUUCAAGUACAUGAACCUUUUGUGUUUUUAUCUUAAGAAAAACCAAUAUAGUUUUUAAAGGCAUUGUGCAGUUUAGAAAGCGAGUCUUACAAUAUUUCAGGGACUUUGUGUUUAAAGAGGUCAAAUAUUUUUAAAAGUAGCAUGAUAUACAUGAUAUACAUGAUAUACAUAUAUACAUGAUACACAUCCUUUUAGUCUUCACCUUAAGGAACAACAGGAACUCAGGGGUGAAUCUGUAGGUUGUGUGCUGACAUCCUGCUCUUGGUUGCUUUCACACCCCGAUUCUGAUAAUCUGAUAUAUUUCAUGUCCUUAUACUGUAAUUUGACAGAGUGUUAAGGAGAACAGAGGAAAUCUAUUGUUCUUACAUGGGUCUACAGAUAAUGACAGGUCAAGCUGAAGAUGUAUAUACAGAAUAAGCCUGGGACCAGCAAGUUGCAAUAAUUUUGAUUAUUAAAAGUAAAGCAGGGAAAUGCCCCAUGUGAACUUGGUGGCUUAUUUUGACAAUUCUGUAGAAAUAGAUAUUUGCAGUUAAAAAAAUGAAGUGAUCCUACUUAAUCAUUAAAUUGCAUUUUCCCUUUAUUCUAGAGGUAAGAUAAUUGCCCUAAGAAAACAGAUGCUUGUUCUUGAAGCAAGGUUUAUUUACUUGGUUUUUGGUAAUGGUAACAAGAUCUUACUCUCAGCUUAGUUUUUCUUGCUUAUGUGAAGGAACAUUGAAAUUGAAAAAUGUAUGCAAGAGAGGUGCAAAAGGGAAAAAUCUCAUAGUAUGCUACUGGCUUUCUUUAAAAAAAAAAAGGCCUGUUUUGGGCUCUAUUUGACAUACUGCUCAAUUCAGCCAUUGCUAUUGCAGCUUAUAUUGUUACUAAACAGUUCACCCAUUGCCAAAAGGCUGAAUGUGGAUAUUGUCAUGACACCGUUUCUAAUCAUUAUACAGUAUAUACUUUCCCUUUAACUCUGAUCUGUUACGAUGUUAUCUAAACUGUUACUUAAAACUCCACAUAAACAAGUUAAAAUCCCAGAUCAUAAUAAUAGGAUUUGUGAAUAUAAUUUGUAAGAAAAGUAAGAGGAAAUGUAGAAGCCUAGGGCUAAACCCAGAGCAGCCCUUCAUGCAAGGGGCUGUGUGGCAGAGGACUCCACAUAGAGGUGAAGACAUUUUUGCUGAUUUUUCCCCUUCCAUGCCACCCCCUAUGUUCUAGAGCCCCUCCCACCAACUCUUCAAAGUAGAUGUUCAGAUUGUAGGAGGUGGUGAAGGGGGAAUUGGUGCAAAUUGCCACCACCCCUUUCCCCCGACCCUUCCUUUCCCCCUGAAAUUUGUUAGCAGUGCCAUUCAGAGGUCUGGAUCUAACCCAGAAUGUACAGUACAUAUCCUAAGUAGAAGCAACAAAACCUGUUUUAAAAUAUUCUAGGAAACUGUUUUACUAAAAUGUGAUCAUAAUGAAACAAAGUUUAGUUUGGUAUCUCUUUUUUCCUCUUCCAAAGUAGCAACUAAAAUCUCUUUGUGUCCUAUAGAGCAUGGUUGUAUUAUAUGUGCUUACAUAAAUAUUAUUGGGGUUAAAUUAUUCUACUUAUUUUGAACACACUUCGAGGGACUUUAUUUUGCCAAGAACAUGUUCACACAAUAUCUGUGUUUUAUAUAAGAGGUUACUACAAUAAUAAACCAUACAGCACUGAGAUGGUAAUUUUCCAGUAUUAGAAGAGUUGUGAAAAUGUAGUGUGUGCCAAAUAACUAGCAUAAACCUAACAUUUUAUUAUAAAUACAUUUGUUUUCAUUAAAUAAUCUAUGAAAUUCUUCCAGACGUUCAUCUGCAUGUGUUUGUUGGUUACUUUGAUUAGAACCUCAUUACAUAUUAAGGUUUUACCUGUGGAAUUGUAUUUUAAAAUGUCUUGGCUUUUUAUGAUCACUUGUAACCGUCCAAACUGCGAAAUUUUAGUUACUAAAUAGUUAUUAAAAAUUUGUUUGAUUCUUUUUAUUAAAAAUUGAGCAUCUUUAGAGCUGUGACUGUUUUGAAGCGAGCUUAAAAAAUUCAGUCUGCAGAACUUCAGAACCCAUUUCUUUAAGAAAAGUAACAGUUACAAUUUUACAAGUAUAUUAAUACACUUUUUAUUGAUUUUUCUAAAAUAUUUGAAUAUUCAAAGGGCUAAUUUUUGUAUGACAAUAUUAACAUAUAAUUUUUCCUGUACUCUUUAACACUAGCCAAGACUAUUAAUAAAAAUAAUAAACCAUAA
This is a messenger RNA of Zootoca vivipara (common lizard), 4278 nucleotides long. RefSeq names its product septin 2 (gene SEPTIN2). Gene Ontology annotation, biological process: cell division. Lineage: Eukaryota; Metazoa; Chordata; Lepidosauria; Squamata; Lacertidae. The record is from RefSeq and is a predicted model, not a curated record. Gene Ontology annotation, molecular function: GTP binding.